Chironomus riparius is the source of this 943-nucleotide messenger RNA. The record is from the annotation of a GenBank genome assembly. NCBI's taxonomy places the organism in Eukaryota, Metazoa, Arthropoda, Insecta, Diptera, Chironomidae.
ACAGAACUUUUAUCGAGGAUUAAUAUUAAGAAAUUGAUAAAUAUCUCAGAUAAAAUUAUUUCUUGUAGUUUUUUGCAGUUUCUGUUAUUGAUAAAAAUGGAGUGGGCUGAAUUAAUUUUUUGGGCAAUUUUUAUUUUCUUCAUGUCCGUUGUUUUUCCAAUUGUUUUAGUCGGUUGCAUUUUGUGUGUUACAAUUCGAAGACAACAUCAAAUAAGACCAGUUCCUUCAACACCCUAUAUUAUUGAUCAAACUGCUCGACAGACGGAACCUCCUUAUCCAGGAAUUCUAGUUUCAUCUUAUCCAAAUAAUUCUAUCCAACGAAAUAGUAUGAAUGACAAUAGUGUUAAUCUACAAAUUAGAGACGUUCCACCUCCAUAUUCAACGGUUCCUGGAUCUCAAUUUCCUGUACUUCAGCCUCAACUUCCUUAUCCAGAACAAAAUGUUGCACAUUUUCCAGUUCCAUCAAGUGGUAGACGUGUGCGAUUCAACAUUGAGAAACCGCCAAUUUUCGAUGAUGCAUCAACCGCAACCACAGUUCAGCCAAGCAAUCCUCCCGGUGAGCCAGCUUAUCAAAUAUCAGUGCAAGCAACAUAUCAAAAUGAGCUUAACAAUCAGUCACCGAAUCAAACUACAUUCCAAGCACAAGCGACUAUUCCAAAUUCAAUUCCGAUGCAAACACUGACAAGACCUACAACAUUAGCAUUAUCUCCAACAGAGCAAUCCAUACAGAAUCAAUUUAUUCCAAUUCCAUCGCCUUUUACAUCACAAGAACCAACAAGCUUCCCACCAAUACCCUCAUCGUCCUCAAAUCGCACAGUAAAUAGUCCAGAACAUGAUGAUCCGCCACCAAGCUAUCAUAAAAUCGAUAAAUUAUAGUUAAAAUUGUUGGCAGCAGAUGAAGCUAUUGAGGCCGUUCACUUAUGACGUCCAGGGAGAGGGGGGG